AUGGAGGCGACGCAUGAUAUGUACCGGAAGAUAGACCUCAGCCCGCUCAAUGAUGGUGGCGACUACCACGUCUCUCUCGACGACAUAUUUGAGAAUGACAUUACGGGGGACAAUGUAAGCCAAACCCGCAAUCAAGAAGAAAGCAUACCAGUUGAAACGGAGGCUCCAACAUCAAGCAAGAAAAGACGUCGUAGUGGAGGUUUCGAUGACAAGUUUUUCGAGGCAUUGCAUGAGGUUGGGCGGGGCUCGGAAGCAAGACUUGAGACUAUUUCAUGUCGAAUGGGGUACGACUUUGAUGUAUCAAAGGCGCGCAAAGAAGUGAAUGCCAAGUUGAGUGGAAUACCCAGUCUCUCACAAAACGAUAAGUUCGUUGGCGGCAGAAGCUGUUGGGGCGGCAGGGGGGUGGAGAAGCUGUUGGGGCGGCAGGGGGUGGAGGAGCAGGACGAAGAAGCUGUUGGGGCGGCGGGGGGUGGAGGAGCAGGACAGAGAAACUAUUUGGGCGGCGGGGGAUGGAGGAGCGGCGGACCUGCUUCUCCCAGGCGGCACCGCUGCCGUAGAAGGCGGAUGAAUGGAGAUGGAGGUGGUGGUGGUGGUGGUCGGAGGAGGAGGAAGAGGACAGGGACAAGAAGAGAGUAG
Molecule: messenger RNA, 636 nt
Organism: Salvia miltiorrhiza (redroot sage)
Lineage: Eukaryota; Viridiplantae; Streptophyta; Magnoliopsida; Lamiales; Lamiaceae
Exons: 2
Coding region: 1-636 (211 amino acids)
Source: RefSeq, a predicted model, not a curated record